Molecule: messenger RNA, 642 nt
Organism: Haemonchus placei
Lineage: Eukaryota; Metazoa; Nematoda; Chromadorea; Rhabditida; Trichostrongylidae
Source: the annotation of a GenBank genome assembly
GAAUGCCGUGAUCAUGACACAAAUUGCCGGGACUGGGUAGCGGCGUCGGCGAAAAGUUGCACAUCUACCGAUUACAUUCAGAGGAGUUGCCGGAAAUCGUGCGGUUUUUGUGGACCACCUGAGAAAAAGUACGAUCUACGACGGCUACCUCAGCACUUACAGCCAUUGGCCUUCUUGGUAGGCAAGUGGCGAUCAGAACACGGUGGGAAGGCCAUUUUUCCGACGAUACCUAAAUUCACUUACGGAGAAGAAGUCGACAUCAGCAUACCCGACGACGCACUCCAGGCGCUGAAAGCCCUCAAUUACACAGCUUUCGCUUGGUCAAUAAAUGAAAAAGAUGAAUUGCACAGCGAGUCCGGAUAUAUCUCCAUUAAACCGAAUACAAACGAUGCAGCUCUCACAACUGUUAUGAACAAUGGAUUCGUGACAGUGGAGGAGGGACCAGUAAAAGGAUCACAAAUCAAGUUCCGACUGAAGGACGUUGGACGGAUCAGCUUCAGUCGUGAUUUGCCUGUGCAUGAUCUCAUCAGAGAAUGGACGUUGUUGGACAAGAAUACGUUACAAGCCCGGCUUAAUAUGGAGACCUUGACGCACGGCAUGCAGGAACACACGUUUAUUCGAUAUCACAAAAUCGCUCCUUAG